Molecule: messenger RNA, 1172 nt
Organism: Bombina bombina (fire-bellied toad)
Lineage: Eukaryota; Metazoa; Chordata; Amphibia; Anura; Bombinatoridae
Product: tetraspanin-15-like
Exons: 8
Coding region: 1-876 (291 amino acids)
Cellular component (GO): membrane
Source: RefSeq, a predicted model, not a curated record
AUGGUGACAGUGGAUGUAGGGGCAGGGAUUAUAGGCCUCUUGAUUCUGGGCAUUGGGAUUUAUGCAGAAAAUGAGAGACAGAAGAACAGAACCCUUGAAGGCAUCUUCCUGGCACCGGCUGUCAUCCUCCUCCUCCUUGGAAUUCUGAUGUUUGUAGUUUCUUUUAUUGGAAUGGUAGGGUCUCUGCGAGACAACUUACCUCUGGUGAAAACUUUUUUCUGGGUGCUGUUGGUUGUCUUCCUCAUUCAGAUCCUACUACUCAUCAUUGAGCUGGUGUGUGAGAACCAGAUUAUAAAGUUCGCUCAUGCAAAUAUUUUGGUUGGCAUCAGGCAAUACUAUGACGACUUGGAUUUUAAGAAUAUUAUGGACUACGUGCAAGAGAAGUUCUCCUGCUGUGGAGGUGAUGAAUUUACAGACUGGAAGGUGAAUCAGUACCAUUCCUGCAACACUACAGGCCCUUUGUCCUGUGGAGUCCCCUACACGUGCUGUGUAACAGGCAAGAAUGCUGGAGGAGUAAAGAACACGCUUUGCGGAUACCAGACGCUGGAUAAAGAGAGACUGGAAGUUUUGCAUCUUAUCCACGUGCGAGGCUGCAUUCACGCUAUGGGCAUGUGGUUCACUGAUAACUAUGGAGUGACAAUUGCACUGGUUUUAGCGCUCCUGGCUCCCCAGGCACUGGGUAUUCUUCUGUCCUGGUUUUUCUGGAGGAAGCUUAAAGCUAUUUGCUUUGCCCCUGAUGAUGUGGAUUUCAGAUCCCUAAAAAUAAGACAAAUUAACUUCAAGGAGCUAGAUCUGAGUGGUGCUGGAUGUUGCCAUUGCUUCCCCCGGGAAGAAGGAUAUAUCCCAGUUAAUAGAGACAGUGAUGAGGAUACAUGAACUAGACUUCAGUAGAGCUAACUGGUUCCUGCCAGCAUCCAGCUUGGAGUAAAGCUUCAGUCAGGAAUAAUGAGUGUGAACUGAAAGCAAAUCAUACACCGUGAGAUCUGAAGCCUUGAAUGGGUCUUGUUUAUGGGACAAAAUCAAUGGAAGUAAAGGAACCUUAUGAGCAGACUUUUUUUUUUAAGUAGAUUCCCUAUAGAAUAGUGAAAAUCUGCAAUUCAAUAGAUACUUUUUUAUUUAACUAGAGGUAUUUUUUUACGUGCUGUUUUUAUAAAUAAAAAAAAUUGAACGUG